Helianthus annuus (common sunflower) is the source of this 1408-nucleotide messenger RNA. Its product is annotated as GDSL esterase/lipase At4g01130. The transcript is spliced from 5 exons. Gene Ontology annotation, molecular function: hydrolase activity, acting on ester bonds. The record is from RefSeq and is a predicted model, not a curated record. Bases 59 to 1168 code for a protein of 369 amino acids. Lineage: Eukaryota; Viridiplantae; Streptophyta; Magnoliopsida; Asterales; Asteraceae.
ACACAUCCCCUUCUCACUCUUUGUCAUCCCACCUCACUCACACACACACUCAGAGUUAAUGUUACGGCAGUUUUGGGUGGUUCCGGUGGUGGCAUUGGUGGCAGCAUUAUUGUGUGAAGCAGGAUGUGAAUAUGAAGGUAUCUUCAACUUUGGUGACUCAAAUUCUGACACCGGUGGUUUUUGGUCGGUUUUUCCUGAAGCUCCACCGCCUAAUGGCAUGACAUAUUUCAAACACCCUGUCGGUCGUGCUUCCGACGGCCGCCUCAUCAUCGACUUCGUAGCUGAAAGAAUAGGAAUUCCAUAUGUGAGCCCGUAUUUGAAGUCGAUCGGAUCAGAUUAUAGGCACGGGGCAAAUUUCGCUACGCUGGCCUCUACUGUUCGACUACCACAAACGUCGUUGUUCGUCUCUGGGCUCAGCCCUUUUGCAUUGCCCAUUCAAGUCAACCAAUUGAAACAUUUUAAAGCUCAAGUUGAAAAUCUUUACUCUGAAGGUUCUACCAAUCUUCCACCACCUGAUAUAUUUGGGAAAUCACUCUACACGUUUUACAUCGGUCAGAACGAUUUCACGUCCGAUUUAGCUAAAAAUGGCAUCACCGAGGUAAAAAAGACACUUCCUCAAGUCAUUUCAGGAAUCACCGACGCGAUCAAGGAUUUGCACGCGUUAGGAGGUCGUGCAUUUUUUGUCCUAAAUUUGGCACCCAUUGGAUGUUACCCUUCGUUUUUGGUUGAACUCCCUCAUGGCGACAAGGAUAUUGAUGAAUACGGUUGUUUGAUCUCGUACAAUAAUGCUGUAGUUGAAUACAACGAUAUGCUACAUGACGCCCUUAACCAAACGGGGCAUCAACUCUCAGAUGCCAAAGUCAUUUACGUUGAUUCUCAUAAAGCGUUGCUAGAGCUUUUUCAACAUCCCACAUCUCAUGGUUUGAAGUAUGGUACAGUAGCAUGCUGCGGAAAUGGAGGUGGUCGCUAUAAUUUUAAUCCGCAGGUAUUUUGUGGGAACGCCAAGUUUAUAGACGGUCAAAAUCUGACCGCAUUAGCUUGUGAUGAUCCCGAAAACUAUGUGAGUUGGGAUGGAGUCCAUACCACUGAGGCUGCAAACAAGAUCAUCGUCGAUGCCAUCUUUAGCGGUGACUUCACGGAUCCACCUUUCGAGAUCCAAUGCUCAUAGGUCAUUUUUGGCUAAUUUACAGGGUAAAUAAACCGAGUCAAUAAUAGUCAACGAGUAAUUCAGUAACUAAAUUUACAUUUUAAAAUAAGUAUUUUUUUUAGUAUGAGUCAAAUUGUGUCGGUUCAGGUGAGAUUGGGUGUAACAUUAGUACAAACACCAAGGGUUGUACAAAAUGUACUCCCCCUACCCGUCAAACGGGGGUUUAGAAAGUUGAAUAAUCCUUAAAAGAGUAUUUGAAAA